CGUCUCCAUCUCCCCUUACAGUUCCACUUCCCCUCUCUCUUACGCUAUUUUUCUUUCACUUUCUUUGCGCGAUUCUCUCUCACUUUCUCACCAGCCAAGCAGAGAAGAGACCGGACAAUAUGGUUAGGAAAGACAUGUACAUUACGGUUCCGACCUUCUUCAGGUGCCCAAUCUCCUUAGACGUGAUGAAAUCUCCUGUGAGCUUGUCCACCGGUGUUACCUAUGACCGUGCCUGUAUUCAGCGGUGGCUUGACGGCGGCAACAACACUUGUCCGGCCACCAUGCAGGUCCUUGACAGUAAAGAGUUUGUACCUAAUCGUACCUUGCAGAGACUGAUUAAGAUUUGGUCUGACUCGCUCAGUGAAAGAGUCGACUCGCUUGACUCUGUGCCAGUUCCCUCGACGGAACAAAUCAGAGACAUAAUCAGGGCCAUGGAAACAGAUAAAGGAGAUCAAAUCAGCGAGUAUUUAUCGAGAAUCGUUCGUUUUGCUAGGGAAUCGGACGGGAACCGGAGUUUUCUAGCAACAACGGCAGGAUUUGAAGCCAUGGUUGUUGAUCUUUUAAGCAGAAAUGCCGAUGAUUCGACGAUUAAAAAUGUUAACACUCUUGAACAAGCUGUUAGGGUUUUGGAAUUGACAAUCGACAAAUUUGGCGACAAUAAAGAAUUAACGCGACUGAUCUUAAAGAGCGACCGCGAUCGAUUGGCUUCACUGGUCCUUGUAUUGCAACAAGGAAGCACGGAUUCACGAAUCGCAUCGCUAAAGAUUUUAGAAUCCGUGGCCGUCGACGUGGAAUCGAAGAUGCUGAUCGCGGAUCGAGACGGAGUUUUGACGGUCCUGUUGAAACUUAUCAGUUCAGAGACGGAUCCAGGCUUGAUCGAGGCGAGCUUAUCGUGCCUAACAGCAAUUUCAAUGCCGAGACGCGUCAGGUUAAAAUUACUGAAACUCGGAUUGAUAGGGGAACUGAAAAAUCUGUUAGCGGCACCGAAUUCCAGUGUCUCGAUAACCGAGAAGUCGUUGAAACUGUUAGAGAUGAUGUCAGCGUGUAAAGAAGGGCGGAUGGAGAUAUCAGGGGACGCGUCCCUGAUAAAAUUGAUUGUACAGAAGUUGUUGAAGGCGUCACGAGUUGCGACGGAGCAUGCCGUGACGAUAUUAUGGAGCGUCUGCUAUCUUUUCGGUGAGCAGGCGGCGCGUGAGGCGGUGGCGAAGAGUAAUGGAAUGACGAAGGUGUUGCUUCUGAUGCAGAGCGAUUGCUCCCCUGCAGUGAGGCAAAUGUCUGCCGAUUUGUUGAAGAUAUUUCGUGUCAAUUCUAAGUCCUGCCUGUCCAGUUACGACACUAAAACUACUCAUAUCAUGCCGUUUUGACAAAAAAAAAAGUAGUUAUCUUGUUGCCUUGGUUGGUUCUUUUUGUUGUUAAUUUUGUUCGAUCCAUGUUUCUCUCUAUUUGAAGACAUGGAGAGAAAUGAAAUGUAAAUGAAAAGCAAAAUUUUGUUAGCAAAUACACAACAACAAAAGGAGAAUUCUUUUCAUUUUAAUCACAGUUCAGUGUUUGAA
Molecule: messenger RNA, 1553 nt
Organism: Tripterygium wilfordii
Lineage: Eukaryota; Viridiplantae; Streptophyta; Magnoliopsida; Celastrales; Celastraceae
Product: U-box domain-containing protein 27-like
Exons: 1
Coding region: 120-1364 (414 amino acids)
Biological process (GO): protein ubiquitination
Molecular function (GO): ubiquitin protein ligase activity
Source: RefSeq, a predicted model, not a curated record